Molecule: messenger RNA, 465 nt
Organism: Drosophila ficusphila
Lineage: Eukaryota; Metazoa; Arthropoda; Insecta; Diptera; Drosophilidae
Gene: Lcp65Ad
Product: larval cuticle protein 65Ag1
Exons: 2
Coding region: 50-376 (108 amino acids)
Cellular component (GO): chitin-based extracellular matrix
Molecular function (GO): structural constituent of chitin-based larval cuticle
Source: RefSeq, a predicted model, not a curated record
UCCUCGAACCCAGCAGCACUCGAGUCAACCCAACACCACCAGUUCCAAGAUGAAGUUCACCAUUGCCAUCGCCUUCGCCUGCCUGCUUUCCUGCGUCCUGGCCGCUCCACCAGCCAGCCAGCAGGAUGCCCAGGUGCUUCGAUUCGACAGCGAUGUCCAGCCCGAGGGCUAUAAAUUCGCUGUGGAGACGAGCGAUGGAAAGUCGCACCAGGAGGAGGGCCAGCUGAAGGACGUGGGCACCGACCACGAGGCCAUCGUGGUGCGCGGAUCCUACGCCUAUGUGGGUGACGACGGCCAGACCUACACCAUCAACUACCUGGCCGACGAGAACGGAUUCCAGCCCGAGGGAGCCCAUCUGCCCAGGGCCGUUCAGUAAACCAAACCGAUGAAAGUCGCUCGCCAAUCGAGUUCCAGCCCAGCAUGAAUGUGUUAACUAUGUUUAAGACUCGCCGAAAAGCAUCAUAU